AUGUAUAAUUCCCUUUCUCAAAAAGCUGAACCAUUCUUCUUCUCUACACAAAAACCUCUUUACCCAAAUGAACCAAAUCAUCACCAUAAUUUCUCCAUUGACAACACUAAUUAUUCCCUCGACCCAUUUUGGGAUAAUUACUCUGUUUCUGCUAAUGAAAAUGUUAAUGAAAAAUCCCCUGUUCUCGAAGGAAUCGCUGCUGUUGUUGGAGAACAUGUUCUUUUCGGUCACAAUAACAAUAAUAAUAAUAAUCAAAACAAGAGUGAUGAUCCAAAUUCAUCAGCAGUUUCAAUUCUGAAACGCACGUGUCCUGAAGAAAAGAAGAAGAAUAAUAAUAAUGUUCAAUCAGUGGAGAAGAGUUACAGAGGAGUGAGAAAGAGGCCAUGGGGGAGAUGGUCAGCGGAGAUUCGCGACCGCAUAGGGCGGUGCAGACACUGGCUGGGUACAUUCGACACCCCGGAGGAGGCGGCGCGUGCGUACGACGCGGCGGCGAGGUGGUUGAGAGGCUCAAAAGCGCGAACGAAUUUCCAGAUUCCUCCGAUUGUCCCUCUGCCUACUUCACCAACAUCCACGUCAUCAUCUUCAAAUUCAUCUCGUGGAUUGAAAAAGAAGAACAAAAAUGGUGGCAGUAUUGCUAAUAAUCAAAGAAAAUGCUCAGUAGUAACUUCAGCUGCGCAUUUAUUCAGCUCAAAUGAGUUAAGUAAAGGGGUAAGUGUUACUGUGGAGCUUGAUCUCAAGCUCGGCUUCGGGAGGAAGUAGAGUAAAUUAGUGUUCGUUUCGUAUAGUAUGCGUUUUAGCAUAAACGUAUCGUAAUGUGUAAAUUAAACUAUGUGGUUCAUGUAAUACGAUGAGAAAUGCAUGUUAUGAUUUUGCUGUAGUUUUUCUUGAAAGAAAAAAAACAAACAAGAAAAACGUUCUGUUAA
Messenger RNA from Solanum pennellii, 923 nucleotides. Its product is annotated as ethylene-responsive transcription factor ERF084. Gene Ontology annotation, biological process: regulation of DNA-templated transcription. The transcript has a single exon. The coding region runs from base 1 to 759 and encodes 252 amino acids. NCBI's taxonomy places the organism in Eukaryota, Viridiplantae, Streptophyta, Magnoliopsida, Solanales, Solanaceae. The record is from RefSeq and is a predicted model, not a curated record. Gene Ontology annotation, molecular function: DNA binding; DNA-binding transcription factor activity.